UGAGCGCGGCGGGACGGGCGCGGGGCCGCCCCGCACUGAGCCCGCUCCGAGCCCGAACUGAGCCCGCACCGAGCCCGCUCUGAGCCCACACCGAGCUCGCACCGCCCGCCCCGAUGUCCCAGCCCGGCAGCCCCCGGCCGAGCCCCCCGGAGCCGCCCCGCGCAGAGCCGGUCCCGCCGCCAGAGGCCGGGGAGCCCUCACGCCCUUCGCCGAGGCCGAUUCCAGCGGCGCCGUCGGCAGAGCCCCGGACACCCGCCCGCCCCACGGUGCAGAGGAAGGAGAAACCCCUGGAAGAUGAGGAGUCCCCAAAAGUCCUGACGAAGAGCCCCCGGGCCGAGCUCGCAGGCGCUCCCAAAGCUGUGACAUGCCAGCCCCAGGUGAGACCAGCCCUGCAGCCCCCCGGCCCCUGCACCCACCUCCUGCAGAACGGCGCCGGGCGGGGGCCGGACCCGGGCGGUGCCAACGGGGACGCGGGGAACGGGCUCUUCCGGCCCCUCCCCAGCACGAAACCUCACCGAAAGCUGCAGCCGCACCACUCCAUCAACAGCCAGAGCAGCAAGAAGAGCAAGGGCAGCUCCAAGUCGGCCUCUUCCCACAUCCCUAUUGAGGCGCAAGAAGACUGCUGCGUCCACUGCAUCCUCUCCUGCCUCUUCUGCGAGUUCCUGACCCUCUGCAACAUCGUUCUGGACUGUGCCACCUGCGGCUCCUGCACCUCCGAGGACUCCUGCAUCUGCUGCUGCUGCUGCAACUCGGGCGAGUGCGCGGACUGCGACCUGCCCUGCGACAUGGACUGCGGCAUCAUCGACGCCUGCUGCGAGUCCGCCGACUGCCUGGAGAUCUGCAUGGAGUGCUGCGGGCUCUGCUUCUCCUCCUGAGGGGCUGCUCGGCGGGGGGACCUGCGGGGGGACCCCCCCAGGCCCUCCCGCAGCGGGUGAGGGUCCCUGAGCCGCUGGGAAACGCUGAAGGACAGAGCCUGGUGAAGGAGGAGAGCAUGUCCCCCACUGCAAACCUCAUCCCCGGAGCUGGUGAGCCAGACCCGGAUCCUGCCUGGGGAAGGGUGAAUCCGUAGGGCCAUGGGGACUCCAGGGGUGGAGGCAUCCUGUCAUGCUCUACCUCCUCCCCACCCGGGCCGGUUCGUGAAGCACCUCCUGCCACCUGAGCCGAGAGCAGGAGCGCCCGUCCCGCAGAGCCCCCGGGUGCCACCCCAGGUCCUGGCCUUGGGGACAGCCUGUCCUGCUGCCACCGCCUGGGGCUGCCCCAGGACAGUGCUCCAGGUGCACAGGGGGCUGACGUGGGGGGGCACAGAGCAACUCCUUCCCCCCAGGACACCUCCAGGGCUGGUGCUGCACAGAGCCCUGCUCCCCACCGGGACCCCCAGCCAGGCACGGGGUCCUGUGCUGGGGACACCUCCUGCCAACCCCCCCUCGGUGCUGAGACUGGCAGCCAAGUGCAAUACAGGCAGCCCGUCCCCUUCUGGGAAGAAGCUUUUCCUGCACCAGCCCCUGCAGUGGGAUUGAAGCUGGGGCUGGGGAGACCCUGGAGCUGUGCCAAGCUGUUCCUGACCCCCCUGUGUCCCGGGGCUGGUGGGGCAGGGUGGCUCAGUUGGUGCCCAAUGACCCCCACCAGUUGUCCCCAUCCCACUGUCCUGGGGAGAGGGAUCUUGGCUGGGUGGGGGUGGCAGAUACCCCAUUGAAGGGCUGGGGAGACAGGGAAGGAACUGUCACGGUAUUUUAUUUUUGUUGUCCUUUUUGUUUGUUACUGUAAAUAAAGGUCUUUCUUCAUUUCUGACCGA
This is a messenger RNA of Pseudopipra pipra, 1792 nucleotides long. RefSeq names its product MyoD family inhibitor (gene MDFI). NCBI's taxonomy places the organism in Eukaryota, Metazoa, Chordata, Aves, Passeriformes, Pipridae. The record is from RefSeq and is a predicted model, not a curated record. Bases 114 to 875 code for a protein of 253 amino acids. The transcript is spliced from 4 exons.